AUGAAUACACCUAGAAAGGAACUGAUUAGCUAUGUUGGAGAGACAUCCAUUGCCCUUGUUGCAGGAACUCUUCCAGAUGCUGACAUAUAUUUGCCCACAAGUCAAGCACAGAAAAACUACCUAUCGGCUCAUGAGGAAUCGGCUUCAUGGGAAGAAGAGAAUCUCACUGGCAAUAUUUAUACAUCAACAGAACAUACACAGACCGAAUAUACAUCUACUCAAAUUAAGAAGGAACCAGCCUCGAUGGAAGCAGUAAAUCUUACAGACUCGGAUAGGUGUACACACCCAGACAACUCACAGGACUUUUUAGCAACAAGUGGAGAAGAAGUUGUAGAUAUUAAUGCACCCACGGAAUAUGUGCAGGCAGAAGUACCCACACUUAUAAGAAAGGAAUCACUCUCAUGUAGAGAGUGGCAUUUUCAGUGUGGUGAAGACUUUGACAAAGGACCAGCUUUCCUAACUCAUCAACUGACGCACAACCCUCUGCGAACGUACAGCUGUUCUGAGUGUCAGAACUACUUCACAAGCUAUUUAAAUUUUGUUAAACAUCGGAGGCUUCACAGAGGACAGAAAGAGCUCUGCCCAGAAUGUGGAAAACACUUUUCUUCUAAAUCAAAUCUGGCAGCACACUACAAAAUUCACACUGGGGAGAAGCCAUUCUCUUGCUCCAUAUGUGGAAAAGGUUUUAUUAACCAAGCACAUCUUAUUAGGCAUGAGAGAUGUCACACAGGAGAAAAAACAUUUUCAUGUCCUCUAUGUGGGAAUGUUUUUACUAAUCGGGCACAUCUUAUUAGAGAUGAAAGGAGUCACACAGGAGAAAAACCAUAUACAUGCUCAGAAUGUGGGAAAUGUUUUACUAGUAGGUCAAGUUUUAUUUCACAUCAGAGGAACCACACAGGAGAGAAACCAUUCUCUUGUUUUACAAAUCAACCAGAUCGUAAUAAACAUCAUAGCGUACAUACUAGAGAGAAACCGUUCUCCUGCUCUCAGUGUGGGAAAUGUUUCACCCAAAGCUCCCAUCUUGUUCGACAUCAAAGGAGUCACACAGGGGAGAAACCAUUCUUAUGUUCUGUGUGUGAGAAACGGUUUAGUUUAAAUGAAAAUCUCGUUACACACCAGAGGAUUCACAUAGGAGUGCAGCCGUUUUCUUGUUCCAUAUGUGGGAAAAGUUUCUCCAGUAAAUCUAAUUUUCUUACACACGAGAGAAGCCAUUUCCUUGUUCUGUGUGUGGAAAAUGUUUCACUAAUCAGUCAGAUCUUCUUAAACAUGAAAGGAUUCACACAAGAGAGAAGCCUUUCUCAUGCACUGAAUGUGGAAAAUAUUUUACCCAAAGCUCUCAUAGUUACAUAG
Messenger RNA from Pelobates fuscus (common spadefoot toad), 1350 nucleotides. RefSeq names its product zinc finger protein 501-like. Bases 1 to 1350 code for a protein of 449 amino acids. Gene Ontology annotation, cellular component: nucleoplasm. The transcript has 3 exons. Gene Ontology annotation, biological process: regulation of transcription by RNA polymerase II. NCBI's taxonomy places the organism in Eukaryota, Metazoa, Chordata, Amphibia, Anura, Pelobatidae. The record is from RefSeq and is a predicted model, not a curated record. Gene Ontology annotation, molecular function: DNA-binding transcription repressor activity, RNA polymerase II-specific; RNA polymerase II cis-regulatory region sequence-specific DNA binding.